AUUUUUUUUCAAUUUCUUUCUUCCCCCUAAUAAUACACUUUUAAUAUUACACUUCCAUCCCCCUAGCAUCCUUCCUUCCAUUCCAUUGUUUCGGACUGCUUACCAUUAUUAUUCCUUUAUUUAUUCCAUCCUUCCAUUUUCGCCUUCCUCUGUUUCUUCUUCUUUUACGUCGUCAUCAAUCGCCGUCGCAUUCGCCUCGCCUAUCUAUUCAUCUAUCUAUCUUGUUUGGUACGAUUAUUAGGUCAUCGCCACGCCAUCUAAACGACGACACCUUCAUCACCACAGCCGUCGCAAUCGCCACCAUGAUUGGCGCCUCAGAGCCCUCCGCGACCUCGAGGCUGUCUGCCUAUCUCUCCAGAUUAAACCCUGUGCCAGCUUUCCCCGAAUACACCGGACCAUACAAGGUCGGCACCCUCGACGUCGAGAUUCCAGUCGACGAUCUGCCUUCUCCGUCUCCGCGACCCGACAAUGCCAGCGACAUCCCGACGGUGCUGUUUCGAGUCUUCUAUCCUGCAGUCGCUGGAUCCAACGAGAAGCUCAUCAGCUGGCUACCCGCACCGCAAAGACACUAUGUCUCUGCUUACACCAAGUUCAUGGGUGUUGGACACACUCUAGCCGAGCUCCUCUCAUUUCUGCCUCGACAUCUUCACUACACCUCCAUUCCCGCUCACAAAAACGCCACUUUGGAAUCCGCCAGUACCGACGACAACCGAUGGCCAACCAUGAUCUUCUCCCAUGGCCUAGGAGGUAGCCGAAACUCGUAUUCAUACAUUGCCGGAUCGCUUGCUUCUCACGGAAUCGUCGUCAUCUGCCCCGAGCACCGAGAUGGAAGCGCCGUUACCUCGUUUGUUCGUGUUCCUGGCCAGAACGGCCGCUUGGCCCGAAAGGUCGUCCCGUACAACCGAAUAUCCCAUGAGGUCACACCCGAGGUGUACGAGGCGAGAGAAGCGCAGCUUAGGAUUAGACUUUGGGAGAUGGGCCUGGUUCACGAAGCGGUUCUCGCCAUGGAUGCCGGCCGAGAGUUUACCAACCUCAAUCUCACCACCCCGAGUCUCAGCCAGUUCGUCGGCCGCCUAAAUGUCAACGACCCCGGCAGCAUCAUCUUUGCGGGCCACAGCUUCGGCUCCACCACCAUGUACCAGUUUCUCAAGAGCACUUACUACGCCGAUGUUGCAGAGGUCGCAGCCAUGGAGGCGCCGUUGUUCAGACCCGCCAAGGACAGCAGCAUUCGGAAGCAGGUGACGGAGAAGAACGCCACUAUGCUCCUGGAUAUGUGGUGUCUCCCUCUGCUGGCCCCCAACUCGACUCCUCUGUUCAACUUACCGCUUCCCGUAUACGCCGAUGUCCCCUCAGCACCGGGAGGAACUGCGCUACUGGCUGUUGAAUCGGAAGCCUUUUUCAAGUGGCCUGAGCAUCUUCAUGUCACGGCACGGUUAUUGUCUCCCGAUCCUACGGCCAAGGUUGUCACCCCGGCCAUCUAUGAGCGGCCUAGUGGUAACAAGCUUCCGGAGCCCAAUUUCUUUUACGUCGGAAGCUCAGCUCAUCUGAGUCAGUCUGAUUUUGGCAUUCUAUUCCCACUCUUGACGAGGAAGAUCUUCAACGCCGUGGAGCCCGAGCGUGCACUUCGCCUGAACCUGCGUGCGCAACUGCAGUUUUUCCGAGCAAACAACAUUCCUGUCGCGCGGACUUGGAUUGGAGAUCUCAUCGACGGUUCCCACAUGGACAAGCUGGACUUGGCAAAGAAGGACGGCUCUAGCUCUGAUGUGGCUGUCGAUGGGCUCAACGACGACAAGGCCAUUUUCGAUAGAAGCGGACACGAUGUUAUUGAUCACUGGAACUGGAUCGACACCAUUGGCCUAGGUGAGCCAGAUGAGCAAAAGAACGGCCAAUCGACGACGGAGCAGAUUGAGCAGAGCGAAGAGCAAAUGAAGGGCGAGUUGGAGCCCAGCGAACAACCCGCUCAGCCAGCCGCUAUGAAAGGCGUCACUCUGCCCCAGGGCCACGGCUGGCAGGAGAUUUAAUCUCAUGGUUGCUCAACGCCACUUGCCGACAUGAUGAUACCCGAUACCAUUGAUGAUACCCGAUACCAAAGGCACAUCUCGUGCGGUUUGGCCGCUUGAGGGCCAGUUUGUGAAGAAAGUGUACCAACACAUGCAAAUAUUUUGGUUUGUAUUUUUUUUUUCUUAGCUGUCUUUUUAUCUUCCCCCUUUUUUUUCUCUUUUCGUCUUUUGCUCUUUUUCUCUUUGGCCCGAUGUAUCUUAUAAGUGCGGCUGCUUGGAGUUUGGUAGACAUGUCUCUUUUUCGAGCGCUGAUUUACAACUGGAUGGAUAAUGACCGAGCGAACCUUUGCGGGCAACAAAUGCCCUGACAUAUACAUAGACCGAUACAUAGAUAUAGCAUAUCUAAAGCAUUUCAUUUUCUUUC
Trichoderma harzianum CBS 226.95 is the source of this 2424-nucleotide messenger RNA. RefSeq lists its product as hypothetical. NCBI's taxonomy places the organism in Eukaryota, Fungi, Ascomycota, Sordariomycetes, Hypocreales, Hypocreaceae. The coding region runs from base 303 to 2021 and encodes 572 amino acids. The transcript is spliced from 2 exons. The record is from RefSeq and is a predicted model, not a curated record. Gene Ontology annotation, molecular function: 1-alkyl-2-acetylglycerophosphocholine esterase activity.